AUGAUGAAAAAAAAAGAAGUCUACACCAACAUCACCCCCCUUCCAUCCUUCAUCCCCCGCCAACUAGCCAUCGACAUCCUCCACAGCCACAGCGAAAUCAUCACCCUCAACCCUCUCGUGCUCGACCACAAGCCCAUUUCCGCGCCUCGUGACGCGCCCGCCGAAGAAUUUUAUUCGACAUGGUACGAAAUCUCAGAACGAAUCCAAGUCGUCCCCGGAGCAGGUCGAUUGGGAGGCAGCAAAAUCCAUUUUCGGGGUUGUUUCCAUGAUGUGCCCUGGGGUGUGCAGACCCAUAUUUAUGCGCCUAUGGGGAUUGAUCUAAGGCAUAAUUAUCGCGUUGCGGGGUCGCAGCCGGGGGAGCCACCUGAGUUUCGCGAGUUGGGGAUUAAUGCGCCUGCUACAGGACUAUAUUUACGAGAGGAUAUUGAGAUAAAAUGUAAUUUCGCGAUGGUCUCGUUUGUGCGCAACCAACUCAAGGCCGCGUCAAAGGUGCUGGUGGAUCGUCUGAUCAAGAAGGCCGAGCUGUUGGAUGCGGGUGUUUUGCAGGCGAUGAUGGAGAAUGGAAAGUUGAAGACUAUCAAUCCGGCGGAUCGGUCGAAUGAGCAGCAGCAGCAGCAAAUGAGUGUGCCGAUGUCGCCUACAGUGCCAAUGUCGCCAUUGCCGUCGCCAUUGCGGUAUCAGUCUGUUACGUCGAGGCCGAGUACGAGUGCUUCGAGUCAGCAUCCGGAGGAUUGGCAGCAGCUGCAAGGAAACCGCUACGCAAACUCUGGUCUCCCUAGUCCGGGUUAUCCCCCUCCGUCUUCACCUGGUAAAACAUUCGCCAACGAACUACCCGGCGACACAAGCUAUUAUCAGCAGACUCUCAGUCCGAAUAGUGCUUACCACAGCCCCAACCUGCGCGAUUCGGUGCAUUCUACUUCCUCGCAUGGUUGGUCCUCUGUGUCCUCAAAUACCUCCGCAUCUCGACCGGUAUCGACGGUCAGCGGGUAUGCGCCUUACGUGCCAGCAGACAGUAAUCAUGGGAAACAGCAGUUUGCGGCGGAGUUACCGACGAUGCGGGAGAUGCAAGAGGAUGGCCAUCAGGCGCAGUAG
Molecule: messenger RNA, 1092 nt
Organism: Talaromyces marneffei
Lineage: Eukaryota; Fungi; Ascomycota; Eurotiomycetes; Eurotiales; Trichocomaceae
Exons: 1
Coding region: 1-1092 (363 amino acids)
Source: RefSeq, a predicted model, not a curated record